This is a messenger RNA of Gigantopelta aegis, 1234 nucleotides long. RefSeq names its product cell wall protein DAN4-like. The transcript has 6 exons. The record is from RefSeq and is a predicted model, not a curated record. NCBI's taxonomy places the organism in Eukaryota, Metazoa, Mollusca, Gastropoda, Neomphalida, Peltospiridae. Bases 92 to 1087 code for a protein of 331 amino acids.
GGCGUCCAAUGUAUCUGCGUCUAAUGCCUCAACAUCUGUAUCAAAUACUACAACGACGACCGCAGUAAAUCUUAAUGGUACACAGUCGACUAUGUCUAGUGCAGCAACAGCUAACCAAACCAAUUCUACCACAUCAACGGCGCCAACACCAACAGGAUCAGCAUCUGUGGCGUCUAAUACAACAUUUAGUACAACCCCGUCGACGUCUGCAUCGACAUUAUCAAGUACAGUUAGAGCGUCCAAUACGACGACUCUUCCAACAACUAACACUGCAAUCCCGUCUAAUAAGACAGCGACUACUAUUCAAAACUCAGUUACCACAACUCCCACAUCCAAUUCAACAUUGUCCUCGGUAUCUGCGUCAACUACGUCUACAACGUCUAACAACACAGUUCGAUCAAAUGCAACUGCUACAUCAGUUCUCCCAGCAACAGCACACCCAGCUAAUGCUACUACUGUGACGACGAAAACAUCAGCUAACAGUACAACACCAACGUUGUCAACAAUUCUAACAACACCAACGGCAACGACAUCAACUUCAGGAGUUCCAGUGAAAGUCACAGUUGACAACCCGGAAGUGAAGAUAACAAUGCCAUUAUUGAGACUCAAAUGUGUCGUCACUGGGGAGCCAAAACCUAACACGACAUGGCACAAGCUGGACGGACCAGAUAUUUGGGGAAACGGGAAUAAUGUUUACAACUUUGGAGAUGAGCUUCUGUUCCUGGGAGUCGAUCCUGGUAACGUCUUAAGGUUGUCUGGGGUGUACAUCUGUAAUGCAACAAACGGCGUGACAUCGGCAGCCGGCUACCUAGUGGUUUCCAGAUUGGUGACAGCCUCGAUUACAUGUACAGUGCCAUUUGUCACACAUACACCCGGCGUGUCAAUCAAAAUCACCUGCCCUGCAUCAUGUUCAGGCACGAACGUAGUGAAUGGUACCUCGAAUCAGUAUUCACCGAAGGAACCCCUGUGUCCAUCUGCUAUCCACUCCGGGGUCAUAGACAGUAAGGGUGGUGACGUCAUCUUCGUAAUACGAAACAACGGCAAGGCACAGUUCAUUGAUACAAAGUCAGGACCUAUAGUGAUUUGAAGACUUUUAAAAUGGCUCGAUUUGUAAGAUGGAUUCAGCAUGAAUCCAGCGUGCGAUGAAGGUGUAAUUCAAUGUUAAAGGGACAGACCUAGUUUUUAAACACUAAGGCAUAUUUUUUUCACCUAGAUCCUAGUUUCAACCCGUAAA